AUUUUAUCACGCAUAUCUGCAAGUUGAAUUGCAGCCGUGAGCAACGAGAUAGCGCCAACAUGGACUGCGGCAUCUUCGGGCAAUGCUUUCCCCGUCAGUCCACGCAUUCACCGGCAGGCGGAGACUCCUUGGAGAGGCGCGUAGGGUUCCGGUUCGGCGGCUUUGAUUCCCAAACCAAGAUUCCUGACUUGACCAUUUCGCUGCCACUGUCGGCGCCCAUUGUCACCUACGGCAUGACCUUCCGUCGAGCGCCAUCUCAUCUCCAGACGCGCUACUGGUGCCAAGUUGACAAAGUGGAAGUCGGGUCGGAGGCCGAGGCCGCGGGUGUCGCUUCUGGUGCUGUCUUGGUCGAGUUCGACCUCAUGAAUCUGAAGAACGUCUACUACGACGACGUACUGUCCAGGCUGAAGCAAGCGCAAAGCCAUCCAAGUGGCGGAGUCUCGCUCAUCUUCAGUCAACCUUCUUCAUCCGAGGCAAGGAAACCGUCCGUGAUCCCGUCCUCCAGUGGUCCUAAAUGGCCGGUCAGCGCGACCACCCUCGACGAACCAUUGGAAGGCCGCGCCCGCACCAACUCGACCAUGACCCAGUUCUGGAUGUCAGAUCAACAUGCCAAAUGCUGCGUCGCAUGCGAUGCGCUCUUCACAUUCUGCCGACGACGCCAUCACUGUCGGUCCUGCGGCCAAAUCUUCUGCUCGGCAUGCUGCCACCGGCUGCCGCUAUCGUUCAAGCCCCGCGACGCCUCCAUGCACUGGCUUCGGAAUCAACUGGUGUGUCGCAAAUGCCAUCGGCAGCUGAAAGAGGGCCUCUUACACCAACCAGCAGCUGCUCCGUCCACGACAAUCUCCACGAGCUCCACGUAUCGCCGGAACUACCCGAUCCUCCGCUACCCCCAGCAGCCAGCCCCGCCACCCUCCACUCCGAAACUCGUCGCCGACGCGCCGACCGCCUCUCCUGCCCUGUCCUCUCUGUCGGAAACCGCCGAACCCAACCAGUUCCUCCAAGACAUCAACCCCGCGCUGUACGCCAUGUUCCCCAAAGCUGUCAUGGUACCCCCGGUCCCCGUCAAGGCCCCAUCAUCCGCCUCCGUAUUUCACCCGGUCUUUCCCCACUACUCCGCCAAAGCCGCGCUUCCCACUUUGCGUCGUUGUGGGAGCGAUCCCGAUCUGCUGCAUCCCCCGUCCCACCGCCACCACGUGCGGUUCCGCGGGUUGUUUGCCGACGAUGACAGCAGCGUCGACUUGGACAUGGACACGUCCUCCCAUCGCCCCCGAGGCACGCAUCCGUCCGUGGGGAAUUUUCCCCGACCCCACCACCCCCACCCCACCCGCAUCCCCGUAGCGUCGUAUCCUGCUUCCGACGCGAUGACGCGCUUUGUCCGCGAUGGCUCGUACCAGCUGUCCCAGUCCUGCACCAAGGCGUCCGAGGUGCCGGCGGUUCAAACGGCUGCCGCCGCGCACCGCACCCGCAUGGCCGACCACGCGACGGCGUUCAUCUUGGACCGGAUCAGGUCGAUGCUGGGGGCGACCCCCCUGCCGGGCCUCUCGGACCGGUGUGCGUUUGUCGACAUUUUGCUGUCGCUGAGCACGCACGCCGCGUCCGCCGUGGAGGACGGCGUCGCGGGAUGUCGGAUCAAGUGUUUUCCGGGCGGGUCCCCGUCCGACAGCUUUGUCGUGCCGGGGGUCCUCCUCCGGAAGCGCAUGGCGCGCAAGAGCAUGCGGCCGAGCGUCGAGUUCCCGCGCGUGCUCGUGAUUGCAUCGGCCCUCGACUACCACAAGGACAAGGAGAGCUUCAGUCCACUGGAGCACGUGGCGGGCUUGGAAACCGAGUACAUGCGCAUCGCAGCGGAGAAAAUCAAACGGCUGCGGCCGGACGUGGUGGUGUUCCAGAGGCAUGUGCAUCGGGUGGCCGAAGAGUGUCUGGCCGCGAGCGACGUGGUAGUCGUCAAGAACAUCAAGGCGGAGGACCUGACGCGCAUCGCCAGAGUCACGGGCGCCGCGGUCCUCACGGCGUUCGACCACGUCGACAAGAUGACGAGCGAAGCCAUCCUCGGCACAUGUCGCCGCUUCCGGGUGUGGACCCCCGACCCCCCCGAGCCGUCGUCGCAUGCUUCGACUCGGAAGAGCAGGAAGCAGUGCGUCGUGUUUGAAACAGAUUCGCCCGCCCUCGGAGUUACGCUGGGGCUACGAGGGGCCGCGUCCAAGGUGGUGCUCAUGGCGCUGCGGGAGAUCGUGGUGCAAGCCGUCCAUGUGGGCUACCACCUCCGUCUGCAGCGAUCGCUCAUGACCGCGUGGGGAAUUAUCCCACCGCUGCAGACGUCGCAUAGCUUUUCACCAACGUUUGACUCGAUGUACUUGACGCUGCGGGAAAAUUCCCCCAGCCAACGGGCAUUUCAAUCCCUGCAACGCCUGAAAUGUCCCAAUUGCAAAGUCGCCGACGCCAAGUUGACCCGACGCCGGAGCUCUGGGAACGUCCGCCGCCACCUGCUGCAAAGUCCGUCCAGCGGAGGAGACCCGCCGUGCACGUGCCCUGCGAGUCUGACCAGUCGUCCAGUGCUGAGUGGCACUCAACUGGUCGUGUCGACCUGUUGGAGUCGGCUCGACACACUGGCGCCAUCCGUGGCCGAAUGGAACGUCCUGCAGUUUUAUAACGCCAAUGGCGACUGCAGCCUCGGCCAAUUCCUAGCGAAGUACUGCUUCGACACGGCGGCGGCGGUGUUCCGAACGGCCUUUAAAACGCACCAGUUGAGUUUCACCCACGACGUGGGGCGCGUGCAUAUUCGGGUAUUGGUGCAGCCAGCCCAGCGCAAACAGAAGAAGGCGGCGGCCGGCGAUAUGCUCGUGGACAUGGUCAACUCUGCCAAGAACGCGGUUCAAAGCAGCAGCACGGGGGUGCCCAUCACGUGGGUUGCCGGCCCCGAGCCGGACCAAGCCGCGCCCGUGUACGUCGACAUGACGCCCGACAUGCUCGCGUAUUCAUUUGGCAAGUUCCUCGAAGACCUCUUGUACAUGCGGACGCUGCCGACGACGUCGUUGGCUGUGUCGACGGAUGAGUACAUCCGGUACUUUGCCCUCGCGGAUGUGGUUGUGGCGGUGGCCGUCGAGCGCAUCGAGCCGGUGGCGACGGUCACGUUGAGUCCGACGCUGUGGCACGAGUCGAGUCGCGGGUCUGUCGCCGUCGACGACGAGUUUGAGGAUCUGGUGCAGCUGGCGGAACAAGUGCGCGAAAUGACAUUGCAGAAGAUAGACGACGCGCUCGUGGAUUUGAGCGUGAUGCAGCAGACCAAGCAGCUGCACACCCGCGAACUGCCCAAAUCGAUGGACAAACUGGCCACGUUGCGCGGCAGCGUCCGGUUCUGGUGCCUCAGCUUGACUCAAAAGGUGCGCGAGAGUCCGCCCGUCGACGCAUUUGCGCGGCAUGCGCUCUUCCGAGAGAUUUACCAGCACGCCGCCAGGAUGUGCGUCGAGCUGAGGGACAGUACGAGCACCCAGUCGACGUUUCGACAGGGGAGCGAGGCGGACACGAACAACGCGCUGCCGACGUGGUGGUUCCAGCAGAUGGCGGCGGCCGAAGAGCAGCAGCAGCACCCGGACCGAUCCAAGCGGGCAUCUGUCGACUCGACGGCGUCCGUGGCCGAGUUUGUCCACCGCGUCAACAAGGGCGAGUACGAUUCCCCCGUUCUCGACGACAACCAAGGCGGGUUCAGCGCCGUAGUGUCGACAGGAAUCACGUUCUUCGACUCCAGUGUCGACUACCCGAUGCACGACGCCCUGUCUAGCCAGUCCAACAGCCUCUCGCACAGCGAGUCGUCGUGGAACCGGACGCUGGUCGUGGGCUCGGACGUGCCCAAGCUGGGCAUGACCAAAUCGUCGCACUUCCUGGAGCUGCCGCCGGCGCUGCUGCAGUGGCACCCGAGUCUGCCCCCGGGGGUGGACGGCGUUGUGGUGCUGGUCAACCCGAGCCAGCCCACGUCUGUGGUCGCGUACUCGCUGUGCUCAGUCGAGUACACGACCCAGCUCAAGGACUGGUUUGUCAGCCACGACGACCACCUGUCCAGGCCGCACCUCUUGACCAUGCUCACGUCGGACCAGCGCAGUAAUAUUGAGCACCUGUUUGUCGAUGACAGCGAGUUCCAGUCGGCCACCAAGUUUGGGUGCAAGAGCUUUUAUGCGACACAGUUUCACGCGUUGAGGCAGAUGAUCGAGUACGACGAGCGGCGCUUCGUGGAGAGUCUGUGCACGUGCGAGACGUGGCAAGUGAGCGGCGGCAAGUCGGGCGCGGGAUUUAUGAAGACCAAGGACCAACGGUUCCUGGCCAAGGUCAUCCCGUCCAACCAGAUGCAAAUGUUCCUCAACGUCGCGCCCAAGUACUUUGAGUACAUGGGUAAAUCCAUCGACGAAGGGUCGCCCACCAUGCUGAGCAAGAUCGUCGGCGCCUACCGCAUCUCUAUCGGCGACGCCACCAUGAACUUGCUCGUGAUGGAGAACUUGGUCUACGGCAGACACGUGGAUGUGCUGUUCGACCUCAAGGGCAAGAUGGAGGGCCGGUCCGUGGCCGACGAGGGCGGCGGCGCGGUGCUGUGGGACCGCAACUUUGUCAAAAUGUGCGGCGGCAUCCCCAUGCCCAUGCACGAAGCGGCCAUGGAAGUGCUCAAGACGGCCAUGCUCAACGACUCGACGUUCCUCGCGUCCGUGGACGUCGUGGACUACUCCAUGCUGCUCGGGUACGACCGCCAGAAGCAAGAGGUGGUUGUGUGCAUCAUCGACUACAUCGUCAAGUACGACCUCUUGAAGCGCCUCGAGCACCACGGGAAGAGGUUGCUGCAGGACGAAGGCGAGAUCACAGUGCUCAACCCCAAACAGUACACCAAACGCUUCCAAACCGCCAUGACCAAGUACUUUACGCCGAUUCCGUCGCGGUACUCACCCAUCCUCCCUCGCCACGACAACGACAUGUGA
Messenger RNA from Aphanomyces astaci, 4955 nucleotides. RefSeq lists its product as hypothetical. Gene Ontology annotation, cellular component: endosome membrane. The transcript has a single exon. The record is from RefSeq and is a predicted model, not a curated record. Gene Ontology annotation, biological process: phosphatidylinositol phosphate biosynthetic process. Bases 60 to 4955 code for a protein of 1631 amino acids. NCBI's taxonomy places the organism in Eukaryota, Oomycota, Saprolegniomycetes, Saprolegniales, Verrucalvaceae. Gene Ontology annotation, molecular function: 1-phosphatidylinositol-3-phosphate 5-kinase activity; metal ion binding; ATP binding.